ACACAGGCUGUGCUCCGAGCCGCAAACAGGUGGAUGAGUGUCGGCGUGAUCUUUACCCGUACUCCGCUCCGCUCAGCUUCGUUUCUCUACUAUUCUAAACAUUAGUACUUUGCACACAAUCACCGUUCAAAGAACGCGCUGUCCUAUUUCUGUCUCCAAAUGGUUACAGUUUAGCCUAGUACACAGCUGAAGCUGGAUUCAGUCCCUGAUCGUGACUUUUGCGCAAUCGACACAGCAUACUAUCCUCGCUAUUCCCCAGUACAGGGUCUGGAGCACUGUGUACACCCAUCCAUGGAUAUUCCAGAUGUGUACAAGCUAGAAACCCAUAAUGUAUCUGCACACUCUUUCUCUGAGAACUUUCCUCUUUCUGGGACUAUGGCAAUCUGGUAGAAGGAGCUUUGCAACUGCCCCAUAUCUUGGAGAUCAGCCCAAGAAAAUUGCUGUUGUUGGAGCAGGAAUCGGUGGUACAGCUACAGCAUAUUAUCUGAGACAGGAGUUUGGUCCAGGGGUCAAGAUUGAUGUUUUUGAGUCUGGUGCGGUUGGUGGGCGUCUAGAAACGGUUAAGGUUGGUGAUUACGAAUAUGAAGUGGGCGGAUCCAUUAUACAUCCUCUCAACCUCCAUAUGAAACACUUUGUGGACAGAUUAGGCAUUUCUCCAAGGAAAGACGUUGCAUCCAAAAUGGCUAUUUUUAAUGGAAAGGAACUAAUCUUUGAGGAGAGUGACUGGUUCAUCAUAAAUUUUCUGCGCUUUCUAUGGAGAUAUGGAUUCAACCUUAUACGAAUGCAGAUGUGGGUGGAAAGUAUUUUGGAUAAAUUUAUGCGGAUCUAUCAGUACCAGCAAUAUGGGUACUCCUUCUCUAGUGUGGAGAAACUCUUGCAUGCCAUGGGUGGUGAUGGAUUUCUGACUCUUAUGAACCAAACACUGGAGGAAACGAUGAUUGGUGAAGGAUUUUCACAAGUUUUCAUCAAUGACCUAGUUGAACCCAUCACUCGAGUAAAUUACGGUCAAAGUGUACGCAUCAAUGGGUUUGUAGGAGCAGUGUCUUUAGCUGGUGCAGAUUCAGGCCUUUGGGCUGUAGAUGGCGGCAAUAAAAGAGUUUGCUCAGGAUUGUUGUAUAACAGCAAAAGUGACCUGAUCCCAGCCAAAGUAACCUCAAUAGCAGUAAAAGUUCGACCAUCUAAGUCAGGGGCUGCAGCCAGCUUCUAUGAGGUCAACUAUAUUGGGGAAGAUGGUGCUGCUCAUUCUUUGUAUGACAUUGUAAUAAUUGCUACUCCACUUCACUCGGGUAAAUCGGACAUCACCUUUUCUGGUUUCUCCCCACCCAUCCCCUCGCACUACCCUGGGCAAUUCCAUCAGACUGUUGCAACACUGGUUGAUGGCCUUCUGAAUGUGUCUUUUCUGGGGACCACAGCAGCCGCCUCAGAUUUUAUGGUUUCUGAUGUCCGCACCACAGCUUCAGAGGGCUCCAUCAUCAACAGUCUGAGCUCACUGGACCCUGUGCACAUUCCUCCUGGGUACAAACCAACACCUGCAAGCCACAAGAAAGUCUGGAAGGUCUUCUCCUCAGACCCACUGACACAGGAGCAGCUGAAGAAUAUGUUCCUUUCAUGGAAUUCUGUGUCUGAAACACGCUGGUUGGCCUAUCCAGCUUACUCUCCACCACAACGAAAAACCCCACCAUUCAUUCUACACAGCCGUCUGUACUAUCUAAAUGCCGUGGAGUGGGCUGCCAGUGCGAUGGAGAUGAGUGCCAUUUCAGCAAGAAACUUGGCUUUAUUGGCUCACCAUCGCUGGAAUGAACAGGAUGGCAAAAUUGACCAGGAAGAUUUACACACAAGGCUCCGAGGAGAACUCUGAGAAAAAAAGUCAAAGUCAAAAAUACUGCACUGAAAUGGUCAGGGCUAAGCUCUUCAGGUAUCUGUGUGGAUGUGUUUUUUAAUUUCAAGCAAAUUCUGUGUAAUAAUUUUAAUUAUACAGUUUAGGUAGAGUAAACAGCUAAAGUUUGUUCAGUGACAUUUUGGGUGUAUGGUGGUCAUUUAGAUCACUUUGUCUGGGAAUGUCACAUGGGUAUUCAUUUAUUGAUUCAUAUACUUCUGUAUAUUUACAUUAAGCAACAGGAUUGCCUAUUGCCUAUUUUAGUAAAUCCAGUUGUAAAGGCCACAACACUGUGAGCUACACACUGCAGGGCAGAGCACUAAAUAUUGCUCCAUUGGUGUAGAAAUAUUUAAUUUUUGAAUGUCUUAAUUGUUUGCAUUAAUGGAUUUCACUCGAGGGAAAAAAAAAGAAACUCAUACACAGUUGCUGACCUUCAUUUAAUAUGUCGAGGCACAGUUAACUAACUACUACAACUAAGUUGGGUUGUAACAUUAUUUCCUCUAUGUCAUUGAUAGGAUUAUCAAAUUCUGCUUCAUGUGGCCAUAUCCAAUUUCUUAUAUAAUUGUUGUGUGUUAACUGCUGAGAAAUGCUUAGUUUUGCAACUUGUCUGAAUAUUCAGCAAUAAUAUUCUUAAUAUUUGCACUUUUAAUAAAUUAACCUGUUGCAAAAACAAAAAUUAAGCCGUGAGCUCAUUUAAAUCCAAAUGGUUACAAUAAAUGUGAUAUAAAUGGG
Periophthalmus magnuspinnatus is the source of this 2608-nucleotide messenger RNA. RefSeq names its product prenylcysteine oxidase 1 (gene pcyox1). The record is from RefSeq and is a predicted model, not a curated record. Gene Ontology annotation, biological process: prenylated protein catabolic process; prenylcysteine catabolic process. The coding region runs from base 329 to 1858 and encodes 509 amino acids. The transcript has 7 exons. Gene Ontology annotation, molecular function: prenylcysteine oxidase activity. Lineage: Eukaryota; Metazoa; Chordata; Actinopteri; Gobiiformes; Gobiidae.